AGCGCCAGCAAAUGACCCACAGGAUUGUUAGUCUAUGGCAAUAUGACAGCUGAAAAAGGAGUUGAUCUGUGUAGUGCUCGCUGUCAACAUUUCAAUUCUUUCUAGGUAGAUGCAUAUCCUGUUUAUUGAAAAUGUAUGUAUUUGCCAAAAGUUAAGAACCCAUGAGGGACACCAGAAUCAUGUCUUCUGAAAUUUGUGAAACAAUAUGGAUGGCAAAACAGGAGAGGCACAAGAAUCUUUUUCUGAAUUAUAGAAACCUUAGCCAUUUUCCUCUGGAGCUUUUAAAAGAUGAAGGGUUGCAGUUCUUGGAAAGACUUUACAUGAAGAGGAACUCUCUCACUUCAUUGCCAGAAAACAUUGCACAGAAGCUGCCAAAUCUGAUUGAGUUGUACCUUCACUCAAACAACAUUGCAGUUGUUCCUGAAGCUAUUGGCUCUUUAGCUAAACUGCGGUCCCUGGAUCUAAGCAAUAAUGCACUGCAAGUAGUCUGCCCUGAGAUUGGUCGGUUGAGGUCACUUCGGCAUCUGCGAUUGGCAAAUAAUCAACUGAAAUUUCUUCCUCCAGAGAUAGGAGAUUUGAAAGACCUGGAAACACUGGACCUUUCUACAAACCUCUUAACCACGCUCCCAGAGAGACUUCACCAGUGCCUUUCUUUGCAAUGUCUGACAGUGGAUCGCAAUAGAUUAGGCUGUUUUCCUCGGCAACUCUGUCAACUACCAAGUCUAAAUGAGCUCUCAAUGGCGGGGAACUGCCUUGCUUUUUUGCCACUAGAUCUCGGACGAUCCCGGGAGCUACAAUAUGUCUUUGUGGACAAUAAUGCUGACCUGAAAGGCCUGCCAUCUUAUCUUUACAACAAAGUGAUUGGCUGUAAUGGGUGUGGUUUAUCAGUUACAGUUUCAGAUCUGAAACUUCAGUCCAAGUCUUCAAGCGAGAUGACAAUUCCCCUGCCAGCAGAGGUCAAAACAAUAGGCACAGAAAUGGAGAGAGUUAUACGUCUGGAGGAGCUAACUAUGAGAGUUUUACACAGCAUUUACAAGAGCAGGAUCAAAGAUAUGAACUUCUACCCACCUUUUGUCCUAUCCAAGAGUCACUGGAAACUUCUUCAUUGUCCAUUGGGGCAUUGUCAUCGCUGCAGCCAGCCAAUGUUUACUAUUGUCUACCCAAAAUCAUUUCCUUUGAGGGAAACACCAUUAGCUGAUGUGCACCGCAGGACUGCUCUCAGUUUUGUUGCAUACUGCUGCUCAAGCCGCUGUCUACAGUCAUUUAACCUGCAGAACUGAAUCAAAUCAACUCAUUCCACAGCUAUGAAAAAAGAUCUUUUUACACCAAGGAAAAACUAGUUUAAUGGACUUCCACUGCCAUGGAUUUCGGAAAGCAGCACAGACCGACUUGUCAGCAGGCACAGAGGAUCACAAAUCUGAUUAUUGAGGGUGCCUGGUAAACGAUCUCCAGGGAGGACUUGCAUAUGCAGUAAACUGACAUUUCAUUUUUCCUGUGGAAACAAUUUAACUGCUUCUGCAAACCUAAGACUGAGCCUUUCUUAGAGAAUUCUGCUGGGACAUGUGAAGUGAAUGGUGCAAUGGGCCACAGAGAACUGACAAACGUCUAUGGUUUGUGUGAUCGUUGCAUUAUUGUAGAUCAGUGCAUUUCUGUAUUUUCUUACUUGAAGUGAAGAGAUGCAAAGGUUUGGCAUCUUUAGAACCUUAAUCAGAAUAUCCUGAAGUUAGGAAUAACUGUGUUUGGAUAUUCUGUUUUUUAUUAUACAUAAAUGAGUACAUUAUCAGAUAUUAAGGAAUUCAGGUGUGACUUGCAGUACCACAUUUGUAAAGAUACAGCAUUGCUCUGUAGAUCUUGACUUAUGUCUUAAAAUAUAAUUAGGUGUCUCCAAUCCAGUCAUUUCAAGUACAAUAAUAUAAGGUGCUACGUGUCAAGGUAUUUAUAAAUGAUCUUGUAAGAAAAUCAUAUAUCUUGGACUCCUUAUGUGAGGUUGAACAGCCCUUCAGAAAUUGCAUCUCAUCAGUCCCCGUGUGUCUGUCGAGUUCAGAUUUUGUAUGCACAGGAUGGCAGUUACCAUUUCAGAUUGUGAAUUUUUAUUGGUGAUCUGCUACCCCUAAGACUCCAGUUUAAUACGUUGUAUACCCACCUGACUCUGUUGACCUUUUAUGCUCAAUUAAAACAUUAAUUUUCUUGUACAUAAGGGAGGUCAGUAGUGAUGAUAUGACAAUUCAGCUGCCAGCAUGAUGUGAAACACAAGUGGCACUUCAGAGUCUUGGUGCCCAGUUUAUUUGGUUCUUACUUUAGCUGAAAUAAUGAAAAACACACAAUAUGUUUAAUUAUCAUUUAUCUAGGAAUAGCACGGGUGGCUCCUUGCCCCCAAAUUCUUUUUGUUCACUUUCUGUUGUCUGAAGCAUUCGGAGGACUGAGACCCAUAAUUCUCAUGUCGUUGACUUCGCCUCCAGCCAUAUCUUAUCCAGCUUCCCUCCGCUUAUUCCAUCAUAACGCAGCAUACCUGUGGUAAAGCCACCUCUGAGUCUCUUCAUUGCUAGGCCCCACACCAGCCUUGUCUCCUUUUUUCACAGUGAAAAUCACAAAGUUGUAUAAAGUACCCAAUACCCACACUUGAGUAAAAGCACAGAUAACUUUCUGAAAAGUCAGAUUUACCCAUGAGAAAACUACUAAAGUAGAGGUUUUAAAAUAUCUGAUACUAAGUGUAUUGAAGUACAGUUAAAUGUAGGAUCUUUUCAUUUUUUAUCCAUUCAUCUUUGAAUGUCACUUAUCCAGAGCUGGGUCACGAGGCAGCUGAAGCCUAUCCCAGCAAGCAUUGGGCACAUAGCAAGAACAACACCUGGACAGAGCACUGGUUCAUAACAGGGUAAUAAAACACCAGGGAUCUACUAUCGUCAAUUCACCCAACCGUCAAGUCUUUGGACAGUGGGAUUUAUAAAGCCCACAUGGACUGGAGGAGAACAACUGGGACUUGAACCUUGACCUUGAUGCAAGGCACUAGCCUUAACACUGCACCAUAGUGACAGCCCACUUCUUACAUAAUUGUAAAAAAAUGUUCUUCCAAAUUCAGACUACCUUUUUUUUUUGUGUGUCAGUCAUAGUACUGAAGUAUAACACAUAGUACAAAGUAAACAGUGCAGUCACUGGCAUUUGAGCCUGCAACUUGAAACAGUGACAUUAAGCGUGAGCGGACAUCUUAAUGAUUGUAUCCUAAUUCAGUGGGGUAGGCACUAAUAGGAAUUCAAGUUCCCCUACUUUAAGAAGGAGCUAAUCUAUUCCUGAAAACCCCUUCCUAAAGUGAAUGUUUCGAGCACAAGCGCCUGAUUCCAAUUAAUUUAAUUCUAUGACAUUUUUGGCAACACGGUGGCGCAGUGGUAGCGCUACUGCUUUGCAGUUAGG
Molecule: messenger RNA, 3405 nt
Organism: Polypterus senegalus (gray bichir)
Lineage: Eukaryota; Metazoa; Chordata; Cladistia; Polypteriformes; Polypteridae
Gene: lrrc28
Product: leucine rich repeat containing 28
Exons: 10
Coding region: 162-1280 (372 amino acids)
Molecular function (GO): protein binding
Source: RefSeq, a predicted model, not a curated record